GACUGGAGCAACAACGUCGAGCUGGAAGCCUUGCGGUAUCACGAACCCCGAUCAUUUGAGAUCCCCAAUCAAUCACGAGUUGCUCGCCAGCCUCACGCCUUUUUCCUCCUCCUGCUGCUGCUUGUCUGUUGCCUGUUUGUUUCUUUUUCUCACCCCCCGCGUUCCCCGGGCUGGCGAGCCGGCCGUCUCUUUGAUCCCUUGCCUGUCUUAACGGCAUCGAGCUUAAUCGUCCGCUCCUCCCUCCCUCCUCCCUCUAUGCAGUCACGAUAAUCGCCGCGACCGCCAGUCUUAGGGGCCCCAUCCAGGGCUUGCUGCCAUCAUGUCUUCCUAUCAUCCUCAACACCAUGCUCCCAAUUCCCAUGCCGCCCACGGCCAUCGACAGCCCCCGCAGUACAAUCCUGCUGCGGCAAUGCAGCACUCCGCCCCCGCUGGAACCUUUGUGCCGGGCACCAAGGUCCAGGUCGGGAGCCACCGUGUGGUCAUCGAGAAAUACCUCUCUGAGGGAGGAUUCGCCCAUGUCUAUGUGGUUCGACUACCGCAACCCGUCGACGGGACGGACAUUGCGGUCCUGAAGCGUGUAGCCGUCCCCGACAAGGCAGCGCUGGCCAACAUGCGGACGGAAGUGGAGACGAUGAAGAAGCUCAAGGGCCACCGGCACAUCGUGAAAUAUUUCGACUCGCACGCCUCUCAGUUGAAGGGAGGCGGCUACGAAGUCUUCCUGCUGAUGGAGUUCUGUUCGGGUGGGGGUCUGAUUGACUUUAUGAAUACCCGGCUGCAGAACAGGUUGACGGAGCCGGAGAUCUUGAAGAUCUUCACGGACGUUGCGGAGGGGGUUGCGUGUAUGCAUUAUCUCAAGCCUCCGCUGCUACAUCGAGAUCUCAAGGUUGAGAAUGUUCUCAUAUCGCUGGCUGGGAAGUCCGUGUGCUACAAGCUGUGUGAUUUCGGGUCAGCUGCCCCGCCGCGGCCAGCCGCGACGAGUGCCGCUGAGGGCCGGUUGAUCGAGGAUGACGUGCAGAGACAUACCACCCUCCAGUACCGGAGUCCGGAGAUGAUUGAUGUGUAUCGCAAGCAGCCGAUUGACGAGAAGAGUGAUAUCUGGGCGCUGGGAGUCCUGUUGUACAAAUUGUGCUAUUAUACGACACCUUUCGAAGAGGUCGGGCAGAUGGCGAUCUUAAACGCCAGUUACAAGUUUCCGGCUUAUCCUCCGUUUUCGGACCGCUUGAAGCUGCUGAUUGCCUCAAUGUUGAGAGAACAGCCGCAGAAGCGGCCAAAUAUCUACGAGGUCUUGAAGGAAUCGUGCCAGAUGUCAGGCCGAGAGGUGCCCAUUCAGGAUAUCUAUUCUGGCCGUUCCGUGUCUGAGGCACGUCGGUACCAGGAACUUCCUCCAUCGCCUACGGACGCACCUAGAGUGGGCGCCGUGUUUUCACCACCGGUUCAAGAGACCCAGAUAAUCCCAGAGAUUGCCCCGAUGCGGCGUGGACGACCUGCGAAGCCAACUUCACAGCACAACUCGGCCAGACCAAGUCCAUCACCAGCAGCGCCGCGAGCAGUGUCAAACGAUCCUUUUGCAGCGUUGGAUGGAGGAAAAUCGAAGGACCCUGUAGACGAGCUAUCUGCGCGGUUCCCGACGCUCGAUCAGUUUUCAUUGCUGCAUGAAAAGGGAAGCAAAUUCGACUUCGAGUCUACGGUUGUCGAGACAAAGCCGGAGCCGGAUGAUCUGUCACAGAGGGUUACCAAUGCUCUCGCUGACGAAGUCUUCGCCAAACACGCAACGCCGUCAAUGCCACCCAGGGAGUCGACCGGAAACACGCAGGCUCUCUCUGCCCCGACAGAGAGGGGACCGAAGGAGUCUCCUAGACUUGGAGGGGAAGCUGCUCCUGCUGCUCGACAGACACCACUUUAUCAGCCGUCCCCGCAGAAACCUGUCAUGGUGUCUACUGGUACCAUGACCACGCCGUCUCCGCCUCCAACUUCAACUUCAACUUCAGACAUCAAACCGCCCUCGAACCGGCCUAUCUAUAGAUUUCCACCGUCAGGCCAUGAACGCCGUUCAUCUAGUCAGCCAUGGGCGUCCGAACCCGGGAGGGCGCCCACUGGACAAGGAAGUGUACCUUCGCAAACGACGACCAUCCACAAGAUCGAACCGAAGCACAAACCGUCCUCUGAAGGGAUCUCUCAUUUUCCCGUUUCGUCGAGACCGUCCCUCGAGAUGUCUCGUCCCAGUCACCUGGACAUCGAUGAUCCGGUUUCUCGUUCAAAAUCUGCCAACUCUAAAGCGAGACCUCAGUCUGUCCUUGUGUCGUCGAGACCGGUGAACUUGGGAAGCGGGCGUUCAUCUAUGGAUUCGCCUAGAACUCCAUACGAGGAUGGGGCGCCGUUGCAGCACGCAUACACAAGUGUGGAGCAUCGUGACUAUGAUCGGAACAAUAUCUCGUCCGAUAUUGAUUACCUGCGUGCAAGAGAGGAAGAAGAAAACAACAGGAAGCGUGACAAACGCAUGGGUAGCGGCUCAAAGCAUGUCAAGCGCUCCAGUCUUACGUCCCUGUCUUUGUCGGGAACGAAGUCUCUGUUGGCUGGUAGAUUCGGAGAGGCCUUCCGGCGCUUUGAGCACAACGUUCCGGAGCAGGGCCAGGGUAGUCGCACUCCCUCCCCUGACGAGACUAACAGCCGGCUGCCGCCUAUCGCGGCCUCUGAAGCGGCGGACUUGAGUGGCGAAGGUGUGGGCGAGAACGAGGACGAUGUUUCGCCUGAGAUGCGCCGGGAGUUGGAAAGACGGCGACUGUCGCAGGAGGAGAAACGGGUAGCCAAUGCGGCGGCUGAAUAUAGGCGUCGGUUGGCGGAGAAAGGAGAUGGUGGUCGCAGACCUGAAGGCACUGCGCCUUCUAUUCAGAGUAAGGUCCAGUCUCUCCUUCAAGAAAACAACAAACCAGCACCACCGAAGACAGCUUCGGGGUAUGGACGAUACACUGACUCAGACGACGCUUUGCAGGCAAAGCAAUUCGAGUCACGCUCGGAACCACAGCCCAAUUCGCGACCCCUCUCGCGAAACCCUGGGCCCGUGUAUAACGAAUUCGACAAGCCGAAAUUACCUGCAAGGCCUAAGGAUGUGUCUGGAGCCCCCGGUGGACUCCCUAAACAGCAGACUGCGUCUGGUACAUUCGCUUCGGUGCAGCGCACCGGGCCACGUCCGGCAGCUCCUCCCAAGCCGAAGAACCUGCAGCUCACCGGCAAGUCUGAGACUCCCUCGACAAGCGGUAAUAUCGAAACCCCCAUCAGUGGCACCACCGAUGAAUGGGAGGAGAGCUUCAGCAGACGUUAUCCUAGUCUUUCCGGUCUUGAGCUGGUGGAGACGGAGAUUGAUAUUCCUAGACUCCCUAGCAUUCGGACCCGGGAGGUGUAGAAGAACUGCCUUUUUCUUUUUGUUCUUUCUUUGUCACCAUAUCAGCGUUGGUGUUGUUGCUUCGAGGAGCAUUUAUUGCAAGCGUUGUUCGCUGCCAGUACAUAUAGCCUUUGCAGACUGGUUGCCAUAGACAUAUCGUUGGGGUAGGCAACUUAUCGCGUUAAUUCUCUGAAUAUAUAUAUAUCCGAUCACUCC
Paecilomyces variotii is the source of this 3595-nucleotide messenger RNA. RefSeq lists its product as hypothetical. NCBI's taxonomy places the organism in Eukaryota, Fungi, Ascomycota, Eurotiomycetes, Eurotiales, Thermoascaceae. Gene Ontology annotation, molecular function: protein serine/threonine kinase activity; ATP binding. The transcript is spliced from 3 exons. Bases 320 to 3400 code for a protein of 1026 amino acids. Gene Ontology annotation, biological process: actin filament organization; peptidyl-threonine phosphorylation; protein autophosphorylation. Gene Ontology annotation, cellular component: cytoplasm. The record is from RefSeq and is a predicted model, not a curated record.